AUGCAGGCCUACUCACAACUGGAGAAGCUUUGUCAGAAGGUGUACAGAUUGGAACACCUUCUGUCUCUCGGCGCUUGGGAUGCCAAGACCAUGAUGCCCUCAAAGGGCGCUGCUGCUCGCGGCGCCGCCUUGGGUGAGCUCUACGGACUCAUCGCUGAGAUGAUCACCAGCCCGAGCACGAAGACGCUGCUGGACGAAGCUGAGACGGCCAAGGCCGAGCUCACUACCGUCCAGCAGGCGAACUUGCGCGAGCUCCGUCGCAUGUACACCUCUCAAGCAGCGCUGCCGACCGAGUUCAGUGUGCUCAAGGCAAAGCUUUCGUCAACGACUCCGCUUAUCUGGGCUAAAUGCCGCAGCAACAACGACUUUGUGACUUUCCUGCCGGCGCUGAAGGAGAUGAUUGCGCUUGCGCGCAGGGAGGCGCAGUAUCGCUCCACUGCGACGGGCAAGCCUCUGUACGAGGCCCUCUUCAACCAGUACGAGAGCGGGAUGACGCUGGAGACACUGGAAAAAAAUUUGCUCGACGUGAAGUCGUGGCUGCCAGAGCUGCUGCAGAAGAUCCUGGCUGCACAGAAGGACGCGGGGCGGGAGGCGGUUGCGCCUGAGGCGCCCUUUCCCAAGGAUAAGCAGGAGGCUCUUAGCCGCCAUCUCAUGAAGGUGUGGGGCUUCGACUUCGAGUCAGGUCGGCUGGACGUCUCCGAGCACCCGUUUAUGGGCAUGGUAAAGGAAGACUCGCGCAUCACUACCGCCUACGACCUGCAGGACUUCACCAAGGGGCUCUUCGCGACGAUCCACGAGACGGGCCACUCCAAGUACGAGACGAACUGCGGCCCGAUGGAGAUGCGCGGCCAGCCGGUGUGCGAGGCACGCUCGAUGACGAUCCACGAGAGCCAGUCGCGCUUUGCCGAGGUUGUGAUUGGCCACUCCAGCGCCUUCUUGGAGUUCCUGGUUCCAUUGCUGAAGGAAUACCUCGGUGAUCAGCCCACGCUCUCUCUGGAGAACGUGCGGCUGAUGAACCAGACGGUGAAGCCUGGCUUCAUCCGGAUCCGGGCGGACGAGGUGUGCUACCCGCUGCACAUCUUGCUGCGCUACGAGAUAGAGCGUGCACUAAUCGAGGGCACGAUGGAGGCGGAGGACAUCCCUCGCGUGUGGAACGAGAAGAUGAAGGCAUACCUGGGCCUGGAGACGGAGGGCCGUGACGAGAUUGGCUGCCUGCAGGACAUUCAUUGGCCGAUGGGCGCGUUUGGCUACUUCCCGACGUACUCGCUUGGCUCCAUGUUCGCGGUGCAGCUGAUGGCGACGAUCAAGAAGGAGCUUGGUGAGGACACAGUGGACAAGUGCAUCCGCACUGGUCAGAUGGAGCCGAUCUUUCAGAAGCAGAGGGAGAAGAUCUGGAGUCAGGGAUGUCUCUACAACACAGAGGACCUGAUUGUCAAGGCGACCGGCGAAACACUGAACCCCAAGCACUUUCGCGAGUACCUGGAGCGCCGCUACCUGCGCCAGGAGGACUGA
Messenger RNA from Leishmania mexicana MHOM/GT/2001/U1103, 1512 nucleotides. RefSeq names its product metallo-peptidase, Clan MA(E), family 32. Gene Ontology annotation, biological process: proteolysis. The transcript has a single exon. The record is from RefSeq and is a predicted model, not a curated record. The coding region runs from base 1 to 1512 and encodes 503 amino acids. Gene Ontology annotation, molecular function: metallocarboxypeptidase activity. Lineage: Eukaryota; Euglenozoa; Kinetoplastea; Trypanosomatida; Trypanosomatidae.